Messenger RNA from Mytilus trossulus (common blue mussel), 946 nucleotides. Its product is annotated as P2X purinoceptor 7-like. The record is from RefSeq and is a predicted model, not a curated record. The transcript is spliced from 3 exons. Lineage: Eukaryota; Metazoa; Mollusca; Bivalvia; Mytilida; Mytilidae. Bases 74 to 664 code for a protein of 196 amino acids.
CCCGGAUUUACCGGAAGUGACGUACAGUGCGGGCUACUCUUGAUCUGUUUACAUUGACCAAAAGAAAUAUAUUAUGGAUGAUAACAGCUAUGCUAGUGAUUUAUCGCUGUCAUUUCAAAGCUCAUCAUUUGAAAGCAUUGAAGAAGUUGACCCACCAACUGUAUCAGAAGAUGACAUUCAACCAUAUCAGUUUGAGCCCGAACUUUCUGAUGGUAACAGCGACGAUGGUAGAAAUAAUGCAUCACUGGACGGGGACGACGAUAUGGAACAAAGAUUAGGAAAUACAAACUGGUGUGACUGUGGGAAUUGUGAGUCUAUGCCUAAAGCAGAGGAAUGCAUUUGCUGCCAAGAAUUAAGGAGAGUUACAGAAAAAAUGGAGGAACUAACCACUCCAGUAUCAUGCAUAACAAAUCAUCCUGGAUUUGAACCAGUGUGUCUUAACCAGUAUGUUCUGGAAACUGCAUACUUCCAAUACCGACAGCAGUAUGGAGAAAUACAAGUAACAACUGAAGAGAGAAACCGGUAUACAGCCUAUCGUCAGUUAGCAAGAUGGUGUUGGGGUUACCUAGGAAAGUCAGUACGUGUGCAUCUCCCAGCUUGUGCUACCCUUGCAAUUCGGAAGAAGUUCCCCUCAAACCAAUACAAAGGUUUUGAAGAAGCAUAAACAUUAUUAAGACUAUUUACAUGAUUCACUACUAUUAUUAUGUACAACUUAUCAUUAUUUAUUUCAACCAUUAAAUGUCAUCUAACUUUUUUAGCACUUAUAUCUUUAGUUAACACUAUUGUCUAUAUUUCUGCCUUCCUGAAUCUUGAUUUCAUAGCUUGUAUGGCAUCAGUUUUCUGUUGUCGUGUGAAAGCUGCACACAGUGGUCUUGGUGUUGGCAUUGGUUCCUCAGAUGUACUCCGAAUCUUUGUUACAUCAACUAUUUUCCUAAUAGACCUUAUA